This is a messenger RNA of Seminavis robusta, 468 nucleotides long. The record is from the annotation of a GenBank genome assembly. Lineage: Eukaryota; Bacillariophyta; Bacillariophyceae; Naviculales; Naviculaceae.
AUGGCCUCUACUACUACAACUACCCAACCACUUGUCAGCGCCAUGAAGUCGAAUAAUAGCGAAGAUCGCCGCCGUCGUCGUGUCUGCUUUGGCGACUUGGAGAUUCACGAGUUUCCGCUCAUCAUGGGGGACAACCCGCACUGCGAUGGCGCUCCACUGCAGCUCAGUUGGAAGCCAUCGAACGAGAGCGUCGUAGACAUUGACUUUUACGAAUAUACCCGCGAUCCCCGCCGCAGCAAGAAGAAGAUGCACAUGGCCGGAGUCGACCGCGAGAUUUACCUCUUGUCCAUUGGGUACAGUUUGGAUGAGGUUUUGGAUUGCGCCGAAAAGGGAAAGAAGACACGCAAGGAACGAUACAGUUCGUUUCAGAACAAGAAAUGGGAUCGAUUCCACGUUGUCAUGGAAUCCGCCCGAGAGAAGCUACGGCCCGGAGCACAACACCACAUUGUCUCGGCCAAGACUGCCUAA